CGCUGGCAUCCAUUUUAUUUUAUCAGAUGGUUCCGCCGAGUUCUUGCACCGAGCCACAAAACCCUCCAGAGAAGCAUUUCCUUUCCCCCUUCAAAGUUCAACACAUGACCGUGGCUGCUUGGGGCGAAGCCCAUGUUUAGAUAUCCAUCGUGCGGAAAGAGCUUUUAGAAUAUCAUAAAUGGCUAUCCCUUAUCCCUCUUGUCUCGUAUCCGCUUCUGCUCGUUUUCAACCCCUGACUGACAAGAAUUAUAUCAGAAUCGAGCCUUCCUUCCUUCUGGGAUUUAAGAGUACAUAUUGGGAUGUUGAAAAGCGCCAUCACUGUUUUAGUGCUAAACAUUCUUGUGGGAAAUCAGGAUCCAAGCUCUCCUGUGCCAUGAAUAUGUCUGCACAAGAUUCCGAUGAUCAUCAGAGUAUAAAUUUGGACCAUCUUAUUGCCAAAGCACAAAAAAUUUGGGACAGGUCCCCUCAGCCUGUCAAGAAUUUUCCAUGGAACAGAGCCUUGGAGAAUUUCAUGCAACUUAUUCUUGAUCUUUCUCUGUCUGUUGUAAAAUACUUAUCUGUACCUGUGUUGGCAGUUUCCUCUCUUAGUGAGUUGUCAUACUGUGCACAUGAAAAGAAGUUAUUUUUUGUUCCUGUUCCAGUCCUCUUAGGAUUUACCAUUGCUGGGAUCUUGGCCGAGACAGCCUUAGACUCAUCUCCACGUUUAAAGGCUGCAGAAGUUCCUUGGCAUUUGAUUGCCAUUGCCAUUUUGUUCACACUGAUUAAAUUGCCAGGCCCAUAUUAUCCCUAUUGGGGACGCAUACUUAUUCCACACUUGGCCAAUGGGGUUCUUUUGAGGACUCUGUGGCUUGCAAUCUUAUGGCAUAGGAGACCUCAAAUAACAUCAAAGACGCCAAAUUCUGUUGAUGGCAGUCACUAGAUCUGCUGAGUGCUGAGCUAUGAUUCCAGUCAUCAUCGUAUAUCAAUCAGGUACUUUUCCACUAGUCAAGAAAGAAAAGUUGUAGUAGGCUGCCGUAGUAACCAGGUACGACUUAUAAUGGUCUAAAUCCUAUGGAUGUUUUAAUGCUUAGGAUUUUGCACGUGGCAAUAGCGAGGAAACCUUGUGUAGCUCAAAUUACGGCAUAGCUGUAUCAAGCUUCUUUGUUUUUUUUUUUUUUAGCUCCUAUAUUUUUCUUAAUUUUGAACUUUCGUAUGAGUUGAUCUGAAUGGGUUUUUGUUUGCCU
Molecule: messenger RNA, 1223 nt
Organism: Neltuma alba
Lineage: Eukaryota; Viridiplantae; Streptophyta; Magnoliopsida; Fabales; Fabaceae
Exons: 3
Coding region: 179-919 (246 amino acids)
Source: RefSeq, a predicted model, not a curated record